Molecule: messenger RNA, 6387 nt
Organism: Sycon ciliatum
Lineage: Eukaryota; Metazoa; Porifera; Calcarea; Leucosolenida; Sycettidae
Exons: 5
Coding region: 401-3952 (1183 amino acids)
Source: RefSeq, a predicted model, not a curated record
GGAAGGUGUAUGUGGUGCGACCUAAACUUGUUUGCAGUCCAGUCGAGUCUUUCGGUUUAGUUUCUCUCCCGAAAUACACAGUGUUGGUCUCGACGAGUGCAGCCCGUGCUUCGUGAGCUGGAGAGGACGGCGGAGCAGGCGGCUUUGAGUUAGGUCUGGACAGAUGUAUGCAUACAGCUUUUGAUAAAAUAGUCGCUAUCUUACUGUAGUCGGUGCUGGAGGAUUUGGCAGGCCAGGAAACAAGUGGCGAAUGCAGGAUUUGUUGCUGGAUGGAUGCAGAUAUCGCCUAACCCUGGUGCUGUUUCCGUAGCAUUAGGGACGAUUUGAAUACUUUGACACAGGUUUGAGCUAGGGUAAAUAGGAGACGAGCAAGAACAGACUGAGAAGAGAGAGAUGAGCAAUGGCAGGAGUUGUCCUUGAACUCUGGGCAUGUGUGCUGGUGACUUGUUGCCUUGCCUCUGGGCUUUCUUCAGUCAACGCCAGUACUCCCGAACCGCAAGCGAGGAAUGCACCAACUGCAAUCGAACCGUCGCCUGCGUCCGCCUCUCGAGAACCGGACGUCUCGCCAAUAACCUGCGAGACUCCGGUCACCACUUCUUCACCGCCGCAGUCCUUGGACAUGUCCAAUCUUGGUCUGCUGCCGUCGCUUGUUGUCCUGUGCUGCGUGAACAUUCUCAUCAGCGGCGGCGCCAUCUUCUGCUCCAGGCGACGGCAGCCCUGCAAAACCCUGAAUCAGAUGUGUUCUCAUUGUCAGGGACGCAGCAGCAUUCAGGCGGACCUGCAGGCGUUCAUCUCACAGAAGUCGGUGGCCGCUGGACAGCGCAGCAGCGAGAGCUCGCGCAUUUUCCGCGGCGACGAGUCUCGAACCUACCUGCCUAGGGGCUCGACGCUGCACAGCACUGGCAAUAACAGCAGCUACAUUCCCAGUACAAAGACUGGCUCUGAAGCCGGAGAUACAUAUCUGUAUGAGAACUCACCGUCGGUGGAUAAGGACUCCAUCAUGGAGAGCUCGGUCAACACAAGAAUGACCGAGGAGCUCCGCACCGUGUCGGGCAAAUGCUCCAAGAAACACAGUGGCCUGCUCUCUUCAGAAAGCGGCAAUCGUCUAGAGUCAGUUGUGUCUUCGUCGGGUAUCCUGGACGGCAGCGUCGGUGAUCAGGGUAACAUCUUGAUGCGAGUGGGACCUUUGUUGGGGGCGACCAAGACCACUGCGCCGCCCAACAUCACUAGCAUUGUUGUGCCGCCGAGCUCGGCGAGGCCGACCACCCCACCCCUGUCCUCUCCUGCCUCCACCGCCGCCAACAACAGCUCCAACGCACAGCCAAUCUACUCCGGCGUCGUCAAGACAUCCAACAUCACCAUAACGCCGAGCAGCGUCAGUUCAGGCAGCAGCGCCACCGGCAAGUCUCACCCGUGCAGCCCCGUGCUGGUCAAGCCGUCGACGACUCCGCCGCUGCGCACAGCCAGUCCUAACGUACCGCCGCUCCAGCACGUCAAGAUCAGCGAGCAGCCGUCGACCGACACCGACCACAGCGGCUCUGGAUUCUACACGACCGCGCCGGGAACAGGUGGUACAGUGACCGGCAGUGACGGUGGUGAUGUGUUCCAGUUCUGCAGCUCCCUGGACGAGGGUCCCGUCUCUCCACACGCAAAGCCCCCGCUGGGAGUUAAAGAGAGCAAGUCAAUGCCUCGCAUCAGCGACCUGCGUGCCAUGGUGACCAAGAGGGAGCUCUCGCUACAGUACUCGUCCUCGGUGCAGUCUCUACCAGUCGACGUGUUCUCGUGCCUGAAGUGUGUCUCCGACAGCCAGCACGACUCUGGCAAGUACACGGACUCGUCCAUAAGCGACACCACAACGUGCUCAGACACGGCCGAGGUGCGACGCGUCAUCCGUAUGCGCCGCGCCAUUGCCGAGCACACGGGCAGGACGCGCGCCUACACGGCAUACCAGCACGUGUACAGUGGCAGCAAGGUAACGAACAGAUUGUUCCGCAGGAGCAGUCUCCAGGACGAGUCCCAGCCGGAGGCCAGUAAGCCGCUCAAGGACGCGUCGCCGUACUGCCGUGUGAAGAAGGUGGCCAGCGGAAAUGGCGACGAGAAUGAGUUUGAGAGCGAUGGCAGCGUGUCUGAUCUGACCGACUCGCAAGACGUACUCGAUGGCCAAUCGUGUCCCAGCUGUUCUUCUCCCACCAUUAUGCUAUGUAGAAACCGACAGUGCCUAAGCUUCAUCCGCCUGCGCCCGUGGCUAGCGCAGAUAGCCGCCACGAUGGACAUGACGGUGCCGGAUUGUCGCAAGGGCUUCAAGGCCCCGUCCUGGGGCACGUUCACCCCGACCGUGACCGGUGGCCGGGAAAGCCUGGACGAUCCCUGCUACUUUGUGCUGCACGCCCAGAACUCGUGCGUGAACAUGACCCAGCGAGAUCCGGGGGUCCCCUCAUCACUGGAUUCUGCAGCAAGCGCCAGGAAGCUAAAGCAGCUGCAGCAACAGCAACAGCAGCAGACAAUCAUCCCGUCCAGAUCGCACACCAGUGGUGAACCGUCGGCACACCCGACCGCCGACCUUGUUGCCGACAAGCAGCUUACGAAGCAACGCCUUGAGUUCUGCAAGAGCAUAGCGGGCAGUGAGGACGCAGACAAACAAGCUGCCAAGAGAGGUGAUUCCGGAACGCCCACCGACCAAUUGAUUCUACCAAGACUCCAGGAGGCCGGCGGUGGUGGCAAGGGAACCGCAUCGUCGAGUGCUUCGUCCGUCAGGGCCCGCAUUGCACAGCAGAUUCGAGACGAGGCCGGCUAUUCGUUCCCGCUGGAUUGUCGCAAGGCGUUCAUGCAGGCCUCCGCCGCGCCCAGUGGUGGCAGCAGCAGUACCGGCAGCGUCGAUUCGUCCAGCGCGCCCAGCGUACAGGCAGCCAGCAAAGCACGUUUUUCCAUGUCCAGCUCCACUGCGGAGAGCUCCGCGCCGGAGAUGCUGACGGCCAUCCCGGAGACCCUGUCGGAGCUCUCUCCGCUGCAGGACUCCUCCGACAUCUGGGACAGCGUCAAACUGACCGAUCGUGUCGGCGGUGGGGGCAAAGCUAGUCUGUUGCACUCUCCCCUACGCUCUCCGUCCAAGUCCGCCUCUCCGGCGCUGCCCACGGGCGCCCUACGCUCUCCGUCCAAGUCCGCCUCUCCGGCGCUGCCCACGGGCGAUCAAGCAACGACGUCAGGUGCCGGUGCCUUGUCGCUCUCUUCAGCUCGCGUUCGGGAAGAAGAGAACCUGAACAAUUACGCCCAGGUACUGCACACGGAUCGGAACGGCGAAGACGACGGCGCCACCGCUGGCUCUGUGGCCACGCGGCGUCGCCAGACCUGGUCUAGCUCGGACCUCAUCAAGCUGCAACGGGCGGCGGCGGCGGUUUGCCGAGAGCCGGAGAGCAGUGGCGGCUACCAGAAGAUCUCCUCUUUGAUGCCCGCCAUUAUGGACAAGCCAACGUCGCCGGACGCAAAAUCGCUCGUCGCCGAGCUGCCGGCCUCGAUACCGGAUCAGAAUUUCCUUGAUGACCCGCAGGACGUGAUCUUGGAUGAAGUGCUAUCGUCACCAGCUCCCGGCAAAGUAAGGUCAGCGGCCGGUAGUGGCAACGCUGACGUUCACCUCCGGCCUCGCAGUGCCACGAUAUGUACUCAGGGCUCCGCUGUGCGGCCACCUCUUCCGCAGAACCUUUCGUCGAUGAAGCGACUGCAUCCCAACUCGCGGAGGACAAAGACCCAGCAGCCUCUACCGCCGCGGUCCAAAGUGCCAAAGCCGAGCGGACUCAAGCUAGGUCCGAUGGUCGGAAGAACCUUGCCGGAUGCCCACAAGGAUUCGGGGGACGCCGCCGACACUCGUGUAUUGAUGAUGCCAGACUUGAUGAAUGAAGUACUGAGCAUUGACCGGCCGUACUGUGGAGAUGACGACCGGCCCGUUCAGGCUGAUUGAAGAGACAAUCAAGCCCUAUUAUCCACCCCCAAAUCACCAGGAGUAACGAUAAAUCGGCCGCACACACGUCUGGUGCAGUGCACAAAGUGCCGCAGUGGAAAGACGACAAACACACGCACAGCUCCAUAGUGGUUGAUCAACGCUCCAUGCUGCUGCCCGUCUGCCACCCGGCCCUACCUGUCCUUAUCGCUAUGGUUACUCUUGCCGCGUCAAAUUCGCAGAAACUGCUGCACUGCGGCAGCAGGAUUAGCAGGGAUACCAGUGCAAAUCGCGUGCGCAUGUUCUGAAACCCACCUCCAACUCACUGUCUCUGCCUGUCCCCGCUAUCUACAUACACUUGACUACGCUUCUGUGUCCAGUAAAGAUUUGUCAAGUUCUCAUGCCGGCCGGUGUGGUGCCACUACACGCCGCACCUUGCGGAGAAUGUCCCGGAAAUUUGCCUCUAGUCUGACUGCGGGCAGUCACGUAGAUUCGUCUUCCGAGACAUCGCCAGCAAGCUUGCUGGCUGCCUCAAGCACUCAUCCCAUAAUUCUCUCUCUCUCUCUCUCUCUCUCUCUCUCUAUUUCGUAUUCAAGUGUAAGUCUCUUGGCUUUCCUUCUGCUUCCGUAGCCAAACUGGCAACCCUCUCCAGCCUUGACGCCUCCGGUGCUUCAUCCGUCAGCAGACUCAGAACAUAUCCUGCUUUGAAUGCUUGUUGUGUAAGUUUCGUAACUGGAUGAGCAACCUGAAAACGUCCCCCUUCAAAUGAGCGCACAUGCGCGCGCGCGCACACACACACACACACACACACACACACACACACACGCACGCACGGUGUUUAUCAACACUGUGAAUGAUGCAAGUUAACGUAUCCCACACCUGGACCGUGUCGAUAUCGCAAUUGCGUUCGACCCAAGCCACCGGACCGCUUCAGUCCAUCAUUGCCAGCUGGUCAGACUCAUGACCAUGUCUCAUACUCGUACCAAUCGACACGCGUUUCUCCUGCCACAUCCAGACCAGGUUGUCUGAAGUGGCCAUCUUCUGCUGGGUCAAUCCCCGGCAACUGUACCUGCACUGACUACGAACACUAACCCUCCAUGUCUGCAUGAUGCUCAACAUAAUUCUUCCUCUAGAGUCUUCGCUGCUGUAUGUCCUGUGCUUAAGGCAUUGCCAGUACAAAUACUGUGUAAAUCUUGUAUUCUCUCCGCCCCUGGUAUUUCGAUAGCUAGUGAAGUGCGUUGGCCGUCGGAGACAAACGCAUGUCUAGCCGCCUGUAGAGUAGAUCGUCUUUCUAACUAGAUGCUGUUAGCGUGCGUGUGUGUGUGUUUGUGUGUGUGUGUGUGUGUGUGCAUGUCUGUGUGCGGUAGUGCUGGUUUCUGCUUAUUGUCCUACUUGCUGUUCCCUAUGAGCAUAUUUGGAGUACUCUAUUAUGGCAGUUGCUAGCUACUCAUAUCUAAAGUCACAAUACAACAACCGCACACUGUCCAACUCUCUCUCUCUCUCUCUCUCUCUCUCUCUCUCUCUCUCUCUCUCUCUCUCUCUCUCUCUCUCCGUAUCUCUCUCUCUGUAUCUCUCUCUCUCUGUAUCUCUCUCUCUCUCUCUCUCUCUCUCUCUCUCUCUCUCUCUCUCUCUCUCUCUCUCUCUCCCCCCCCUCUGUAUCUAUUUAUUUGCACUUAACACAGCAUAUGCACUCUCGGAGCAGGAUUUAUUCACACCCCUUUGGAGUCAUUUCUACAGCACCCCAGCGGUGGCGUUGAAUCUUUUGCCAACAGCCACCAGCAAUGCACCCACCACUCUAUGCACUCUCUUUUCUCUAGUGUUGUUUAACUAGAUGUCCCAUCACUGCCUGUACGCACCCAUCGCUCCACUCACUCUCUUUUCUCUAGUGUUGUUUUACUACAUGUCCCAUCACUGCCUGUACGCACCCACCACUCCACGCACUCUCUUUGCUGUAGUGUUGUUUAACUAGAUGUCCCAUCACUGCCUGUACACGUGGUACCUAUGUGUGUGUGGAGCGUGCGUGCGUGCGUAAUUAGUAACUACGCUAUUCGUAAGUAUUUUUUCAGCAAUAGCCAAAAAUAGGGGUACAUUGUCGUUUCCUUUCUCUCUUCUCCAUGCCAAAUGUGUAGUGCUAUGUAUCGUCCCAUCCGCUGUUGCUUUUCAUUUGCCUUCCCUAAAACGUGGCCAGUGGUCCUGGCAGGGAACGCGUCCACUGCGCACCUUACCGCCCUGUCGCUGUGGAACUUGAGGUGCCUAAUUGGAGCUGUCUGCGCCCCAUUUUGACGUCACCAACUACCAGCUUCAUAUAUUAUUGUUUUAGAUCAUUUUAAUUUAUUUUAUUUUAGCUUUUCGGCAAAGUUGUUUCAACAGCUAUUUAACGUGGUUUUUAACUCUCUCUUUUUACUAACUCGUAUUAAUUGCAAUUGAGCUAGAGUGUCAGCCAGGCUUACUGGGUA